AUGCUUAUUAAGAUUGUUAUUAUUAAACCCCAUAUAGAAAAUACUCAAUUACAAGCAGACCUUUCAAAUUUACAUUCACAAUGUUUAGUUCAAGAAGAUGAUAAUUUAUUUUUAUCAGAAUCAUCUGAAAUUUUAGAAAUUACAGAAAAUAAUCUUUUAGAAAAUGAGGUUUGGACUGAAAAAGAGCUUUCAAAAUUUAAAAAAUUAUAUUAUAAAGAAAAAGAUAUUAUUGAAAAACAAGAAGAUGAUAAUCAAGAUUUAGAAAAUAAAAUAAAUUUAUUACAAAAUAAUGAUUUUAAAAAAUCUUUUAAAAAAGUUUGUUGUGAAAAAAAUUGUUUACAAACUCAAGUUGAAUAUUCUAUAGCUUUAAAAAGAUAUUUAAAUUUUAAAAAUCUUACUAAAUCUUUACAAGAUAUAUAUUUAUUAGGUAUAAUUUCUGCUACCAAACGACCAAAAAUAAUUAAAAAUUCAAAGAAAUCUAAGCUUAUUACAGAAUAUAGCUUUGAAGGAAAAUCAAUUUGUAAAAAUGCUUUUAAAACAAUUUAUAGUCUUGGAGAUACAAGAUGGAAAAAUUUAAGAGAUCAUUUUGUAGAACAUGAUAUAAAUUUACGUAUUAAUUCAAAAACUGGAAAAGUUGGAAAUCGAACAAUAUCUUUUGAAACAGUAAUGAAAGUAAUUACCUUUAUAGGAAAUUUUGCUAAACAAAAUGGUUUACCAUCUCUAGGACAAAGUUUUCAUGAUAAUACUAUUGCUAUUAUAUAUUUACAAGCAGAUACUACUUAUUUAUUUUUACAUACUCAAUAUUUAGAAGCAAUUAAUACUAAUGAUCAAUUUGAAAUUAGUUUAAUGACAUUUAUUAGAAUUUGA
Cetraspora pellucida is the source of this 867-nucleotide messenger RNA. The record is from the annotation of a GenBank genome assembly. Lineage: Eukaryota; Fungi; Glomeromycota; Glomeromycetes; Diversisporales; Gigasporaceae.